This is a messenger RNA of Dryobates pubescens (Downy woodpecker), 3597 nucleotides long. RefSeq names its product collagen type XXV alpha 1 chain (gene COL25A1). The coding region runs from base 39 to 2075 and encodes 678 amino acids. Lineage: Eukaryota; Metazoa; Chordata; Aves; Piciformes; Picidae. The record is from RefSeq and is a predicted model, not a curated record. The transcript is spliced from 36 exons.
AAUUUUUUGUUGCCGCUGUUUGUAAACUCGGUGCCUCCAUGGGAGGCGGAGGGAAGGAGAUGCCGGCAGCCGCAGCUGAAGGGUGCCGGAGCACGCCGGGGAAGAGCCGCGGAGCCGCAGGACAGGAUGGCAGCGGGAAGCAGGGCUGCGGCGGGCAGCGGUGCCCGCGGCGGGCUGGGCCGUGCGGCUCGGCGCUGGCCGCUCUCCUCUCCACCUUGGCGGCUGCCUCCUGCCUCUACCUGGGGGUGCGGACCAGCGACCUCCAGGCUAGGGUCGCGGCCAUCGAGGGAACCCGAGGGGGGUUCUCUGCCGCCGCCCCGCUCCCGCCGCUGCCCGGCUUUUCCCUGGAGCAGCUGAACGCAAUGAUGCAGGAGAAAGUGGAGCGACUUCUCGCCCAGAAAUCCUACGAGCACUUGGCAAAGCUACGUGUAGUGAGAGAAGCGCCUCCAGAGUGCAACUGCCCACCAGGUCCUCCAGGGAAAAGAGGUAAGCGGGGCAGAAGAGGAGAGACUGGACCUCCUGGUCAGCCUGGUCCUCAAGGCCCUCCUGGUCCAAAAGGCGAGAAGGGAGAUCAAGGUGAUCAGGGCCCUCGGGGUCUGCCAGGCUUCCCCUCAGUCGCUGCUCUGCACAGUAAUCAGAUCCUCACCGUCAAGGGGGACCAAGGACAAGCUGGACCCCCCGGGCCUCCAGGGCCCCCAGGACCUAGAGGUCCCCCAGGAGAUACCGGCAAAGACGGUCCUCGUGGGAUGCCUGGCAUACCGGGUGAACCAGGAAAACCAGGAGAACAAGGAUUGAUAGGACCUCAGGGGCCUCCAGGACAAAAGGGCUCUGUUGGAGUGCCUGGUGUUCCAGGGAGAGACGGACAAGUGGGUGAACCUGGUUUGCCUGGUAUAGCAGGAGAGAAGGGAGCAGCAGGGCUUAAGGGUGACCCUGGAGAAAGAGGAGAAAAGGGUGAUGCUGGAGAAAAUGGACCCAAGGGUGACACAGGAGAAAAGGGUGACCCCGGUUCUUCUGCUGCAGGAAUUAAGGGUGAACCUGGUGAAUCUGGACGGCCAGGUCAAAAGGGUGAACCAGGCCUUCCUGGGCUUCCUGGACUCCCUGGGAUAAAGGGUGAGCCAGGUUUCAUUGGUCCGCAAGGAGAACCUGGGUUGCCAGGGCUACCAGGAACAAAGGGUGACAGAGGAGAGGCAGGCCCUAUUGGGAAGGGUGAGCGAGGUGAACCUGGAAUGCCUGGACCAAAGGGUGAUACAGGUGACAGAGGUGACACAGGAUCUGCAGGUCCACAAGGACCACCUGGACAGAAGGGUGAUCAAGGUGCAACAGAGAUAAUUGAUUAUAAUGGCAAUAUCCAUGAAGCUCUGCAGGGGCCACCAGGACCACCAGGACCUCAAGGGCUGCAAGGGCCAAAGGGUGAACCAGGAUCCCCAGGAACUCCAGGAGUUGAUGGGGAGCAGGGUCCUAAAGGCUCAAAAGGAGAUACAGGUGAUCCUGGAAUGCCUGGAGAAAAAGGAGGAAUUGGACUGCCUGGACUGCCAGGAGCCAAUGGUAUGAAAGGCGAAAAAGGAGACAUUGGCCUGCCUGGUGCCCAAGGUCCUUCAAUGAUAGGACCACCUGGACCACCAGGGCCCCAUGGUCCUCCAGGCCCUAUGGGACCUCACGGACUGCCUGGUCCAAAGGGUGAACCAGGGUUAAAUGGUCUUAAAGGAUUGAAGGGUGAACCAGGUCACAAGGGUGACAGAGGGCCCCUUGGUCUUCCAGGAGCAUCUGGCUUAGACGGAAAGCCAGGACCCCGGGGUAUAGAUGGCCCAGUUGGUCCCCAUGGCCCUGCAGGUCCUAAAGGAGACAGAGGUGAAAAGGGAACUGUAGGUGACCCUGGACCCAGAGGACCAUACGGCUUGCCUGGUUUCCCUGGUCCUCGUGGAGAAAAGGGUGAUAUAGGAGAAAAGGGAGAAAAGGGAUUCCGUGGAAUUAAGGGGGAAAAAGGGGAGCCAGGCCAGCCUGGCCUGGAUGGGCUGGAUGCCCCUUGCCAAUUGGGUCCUGAUGGAUUACCAAUGCCUGGCUGCUGGCAAAAGUGAUGAAUCUAACCUUACAAGCAUGAAGUUGUGUAUAUAGUGCUCCACUUUUUGUAUUUAUAGUUGAAAACUGAAAAUUUGAUUUUACAAGUCUGAGAUAUGUUUACAUGUAGCUGCUUCUACUUGUUUGCAAUAGUCCACGUGUACAUCUUUUCCUUUUUUGUUUUUUCACUUACAUCUGUAGUUAGGUGAUAUAUAACUGCAGGGUAAACCUGCAAAGAUUCUCUCUCUAAUGAAAGAGAGAUCUCAAUGCAACAAUCUGAUUAUUUCCAUAAAUUCUGCUAUUUUGGCUUGCGGACCCACAUGGACAAUGAGUGCCAUGAACUAGUUUACAAGAAAUUGUGACCAAAUAAAAGCAAAACGCUAUGAAAUGUACUGUACCAGCUGCCAUUGGAGUUUACUGACUUGGCUUCCAUGUCCAUCUUAAACACUUCACUGAUCCAUGCCACCGUCUCUGCUUGUAUGGACUAAAAGCAUGAGUUUGUGUGCCAACCCUGCUUGCUGUGUGAUUACGUCACGUGCUAAAUGGCUGCUCACGGUGACCUUUGGUUCCAGCUUCUGAAUCAUUUCCUUUUGUCAUCUCAAGGGAGUCACACCCUGGCUUAUUGCUAAAAAGAGAUAAACCAGAGGAGGAUAGAAAGAGGCCUUGAAUUUUUGGGGAAUAGAGUUCCAGCUGCAGGUGGAUGGCUUUCAGUCUUGCGGGUCACCUGGCCCCUUUGAUCAAAGAGGGUCCUGCCUGUUCAUCAGCAUCGGUUUGCCUUGCACUGCUCACGGCCGUGAAGACAAUUCACGAUAGGCUGUGUCGGGUCCUUAAUCGAGAAAGAAAGAAGUUUGAAGAUGAAACCAGACUUCUCUGUGGGUUGUUUGAAAAGGUUGCAGAGGUGCUGCAGGGAUCAUUUGAUGGCAGACACCGCCUGAGACCAGAAGUUUCUCAACUUUACUCGAGGAUGGACAGAGUACCUGCUCUGCGUAUUGUUAUCUUAGGACUGCCAGAGGAAAAAGCGUUCUUGAGGCGGGGAUGGAUUGGAAUAUCCUCUGGAGGAGGAGGAGGAGAAUGGAACUGACUAGACAGGGAUGUGCCAGCGUGUGGUUUUUCAGGUGAUUCAGUGUAAAUUACACAAAAGUAGCUGAACUUCUCUGCAGAAUUUUGGAAGCUGUGGUUAAUUUUGUUUCCUUUUCCAAUAACUGUUGCCAUAAAGGCUGCAUAUCAGCCACCUAUUCAACAUAUGUGAUGACAGCAUUGAAGAAAGUACUUCAAGCCACGCGAUCGUCUUGCUUUCAGUAUUAACAGUUUUCAUUUUCAGAGUUUUUGAAGCCUUCAAGUCUGAAAAAGGAAAAGAGUUUAUUUUUGUGCUUCACAGACUGAUUUAUUCAUCUUGUUCCUUUUCUGCCAUUACAGUGACCUUAGUGGACAUUAUUACUCACAAACCAUUGGAGAGAAACAAGUCUGUGUGAUUGCCACUGCAUGCUUAUCAGCGUGCUCUGGAAGAUGUUGAUACUUCAGCAUUUCUGUUCUAACGAUAAG